AUGACUACCCGACGGGAUAAUUACUUCAUAGAUACCUCGGCCGUAACUGAGGAGGCCGGAGGAGAAGAUUCUAUGGUGAUAUCAAGGGCUGCUAGCCCAGACCCCCUACUUACGGGAGGACCCUCUACAACAACUAGGCAAUCGAGUAAACGCUCUGCUCAAGCCCAGUUUGUGAGGAAUAUGCAGGAGUUUUUGGAUACCCAUGAGGCUCAAAUGAGGUAUCUUGGUGCAGCUGGACAGGCCGUUUGGCAGCAGCUACAAAAUCUCCAGGAGCAAGUCCAAGGGAGUGGACAAAUCCUGGACAAGAAGGUACGGCAAGAAGCCAUUGCCCAAAAACAACAUCUGGAAUCGCUCUUUGAGCUCGUCUCCAGUGUCCAACAAGCACACGAAGCUGCACGAGCCGCCGACCACAAGGUUCUGGAGCAAAGCCAUCUGCAAACCCAGAAUCAGUUACAGGAGGCGGAGCGACAACUGAGGAUCGUGAGAGAAGAGCGGGAGCAGGAAAAAGGGGAGCAACGAGCUUGGUUUGCGGAAUUCAAGCGGUCCGAUGCGGAAAGAAACCAACGGAUAGCCGAGAUGGAGGAACUACUGCGACAACAUCUGUCAGUAGCACCUUCUGUGGCAAGUGCUCCUUUAGACCCUAAUGCGCCCCGAACGGUUCCUGUUGGUAAUGGCAAGAAACCCGAAAAUACUGGCCCAGUAGGAGGAAACGCUGGUCCCGUAGGAGGAAAUGGAGGCAGGCGACCGGAGGAUGCCGGCCCAGUGCAGGGCAAUAGUGGCAGAGGACCGGUGGGAGCUGCUCCAGUUGGCGGGAAUGGUGGAAAGCAACCUCCACAAAACCCACCAAGAGGAAACGUUGGGGGAGACCCAGAACCUUCCGACGACGAUGACGACGACAACAGUGAAUGGUCGUACGGUCGAAAGAACUGGAGAGUGAACCGAGGCGGGAACCGGAAUUCGGCGCCGCCCGAAGACGAGGAUAUGGUAGAUUCGCUCGCCAAAAUACCCUUUGAGUUCGAUAAUGCCAGGAAGCAUAACCUGCGGCAUUGGCUCAUGGAGUGCGAGAUCUACUUCGAGCAGAAACCCAAGAAGUUCCGAACGGACAAGAACAAGGUACUGUUCGCUGGAACGUAUACGUGUGGGUUGGCAAAGGAGUGGUUCAUGGAAUACAUCGAGACCAAAAUGCUAGGACCGGCAGCCGCGGACUACGCUACUUGGACUCGUUUCCGUCAGGAGAUUAGGAAACGCUUCUUAAGCACUCAGGAGGCUAUGGAGAACGCGAUGAAGAUGCAGCAGUUUAAGUACUCUGCUAACAUCGGAGACUACCUGACGAGAAUGGAGAUCAUGAACCAGCAUGCUCAGAUGAAAGGAGCAUCCUAUCGCGCCGCCCUGCUCCAAGGGCUACCAAAUGAAAUCCGGGAGCGCCACUCACGCUUCGAUCCAACCGAUGACGACUCCGAGUACAUCCAACAGUUGGAACGAGCCGGCAAGGCUCACGAGGCUUAUCAAGAACAGAUGAGGAUGUUGGGGAAAGGGGAGUCGAGAGGAAGGGAGUCCAACAAUGGUGGGAACUCGCGGCAGAAGGAGAAGGGGUUUAAGAUCAAGGGGAGGGCUCAGACCGAGGAGAAGGAAAAAGGACAAGAUAAGAAGAGCACCAGCAAGAACAAGUCGGGGAAUAAGCCAAUAUACCACGACUACGACGAAGCCACCAAAGGAGUUCCACAGCCGGUCCGAGAACAGCGAAAGACCGAUGGAGCCUGUGUGCGAUGUGGCCGAAAGGGUCAUCUUUGGAAGUGGUGUCGUUCAGAUGCUAACAGCAGUGCAUCUAUCUCCUCUUUCUCCCGAAAGCGUACCCGCGAUGACGAUGGCGACCACGAUAUGGAACCACCAGAACCCCAACCUCAGAGAAAGCGAAUGAGGCACCGUGCUAAGAAGCCAGCUGCGACGGCUGCCGCGGAGUACACCAGUGGGCAAGCGUUUAAAAUUUUGGAGGAACCUAUUCAUGGUCCUCGACCUAUCGUUAAUCAGUUCCUUUGUUUUGCGGAAAAAUGUUUACCUUGUAAGGUGUUGUUGGAUACUGGUGCAACUGGUCCUGUUUUGUCUGCUGUUUUUGUUGAUAGUUUUGAGGUCCCGAAGGUGAAACGAGACGUCCCGGCCCGGGUAUUUGGAUUUACGGGAGAAGUUAUGAAGGGCACGGGACACGCCUUUACACAACCAUUAAUUAUAAUGUCAAGGGGGCAUCAAACACAGUUGUCAUUCGAGAUCGCCCCUCUCCCACUUGGCAUCGAUGCGAUACUACCGAACUGGUGGUUGAAAGAACAUAAGCCGGUACUAGGGGCAAAUGGGGAAGUUUCCUACGAUGGCGAGAACUGUAAGAGUCGAUGCUUCACUGACAAGGAACCUCAAAUAGAAAUGGACGAGGGUGUACUAGACGAUCCGGAGGCCCAAUUCAUCGGUAGUAUUUGUCUUCUGGAAGAUGAAUCGGUCAACCUCCGCGAAACUCUUCCCUCUUGGCUCCAUGGGUUCCUUAAAGUCUUCCUACCAUCGGAAGCAGACAAAUUACCACCGCAUCGAUCUUACGACCACGCGAUAGAUCUCGAGCCAGAAAAGCAGCCACCAUGGGGACCCGUCUACUCCCUAUCCGAAGUCGAACUGAAGGUGCUUCGGGAGUACUGUGAGGGAUGCGUAGAAGUCUCCAAGGUCUCUUCAGUCAACGUCGAGUAUGAUUCUCCUUGA
Messenger RNA from Morchella sextelata, 2736 nucleotides. RefSeq lists its product as uncharacterized. NCBI's taxonomy places the organism in Eukaryota, Fungi, Ascomycota, Pezizomycetes, Pezizales, Morchellaceae. The record is from RefSeq and is a predicted model, not a curated record. Bases 1 to 2736 code for a protein of 911 amino acids. Gene Ontology annotation, molecular function: zinc ion binding; nucleic acid binding. The transcript has 3 exons.